AUGAACGUUGGUUCAGCUAGUGACCCAAUAGAUUUAACACGUGACGAAUAUGAUAUCUCACCAAUAAAGGUCUUCGAUAGUACACGAAUGCCUUCAAACCGCUCUUUAGAACCCACCGAUGUGCCCUCGACCUCGAUACCGUCUCUCACUAUCGAUGGCCCCGUCGUCGUCCAACCGGUUCGAACGCAAACUAUCCAUGAUCCGCUCCAGCUGGCUUACAUUCCUCCCUCCCACAUGUACACGAAAUCCGAUGGCCCUUCGGACCACCCGUACCGGUCGUAUGACUUGGCCCUAGAUCAAAAGUUGAUCCUUCCUCAACAACGUAAGAGGGAGGUAUUUCCAUGGAAUUUCAGCAUGAGUAAUAGGUUCGAGAUCAGAAACGGAAAGACCAUUCUCAAAGCUGAAAUGGCCAGAUUACAUGUCACUGGGGAACCACCUUCGGCACAAAGUGAUAUCGAUUCGACGGUUACAUCAGUCGUCGACAUGACAUUGCCGCCGUCCGUUUCUGGAGAAAUGGUAAUCAAUCCCACUCAUAAUCCCGAAGGGUCGGUAGAACGACAAUACGGUCUGAACGCGGUCUCCUCAUCAGUUCGAUAUUCUCGUGAAGUGAGAAUCAGUCGUGGUAUCACCCGCUGGAAGUCGGAACAAGCCAAAGAAGCACUUCAUCAUCCCUAUGCCCGGAGAGGGACGGACGAGGAUGUCAGAUCUUCCCGGAAGACCAUCACACGGGAAAAUCUUGGGGAUCCAACCAUGCAUCUCACUCAAAAGGAGAAUUGCCAAGAUUCGUUCGCUCCGCUCAGUCAAAAUAAGUCAACACCCCAGGUCAUUCACCAGAAUCGUCCGAUGACACCUAUUACUACAUCCCAAACACAAUGUUCACCAUUUCAGCAGGCUACUGACAAUCUCCUAGAACCACUUGAAGAACCACCAAGUGGUUCUACUCCAAAAUCACCCCGUACUUCCGGACCGUCUAAGAACAUAGGUGAUGCUAUCAUGACGAUGUCAUGUGAUACCUCAAAAGAAGUGACAACCGAGUUACCCGCGAACGACCCCACGAUCGUCCUGUCUCACGUUGCUACCCCUUCCACAAACUUGACACGUAAUGCUGCGUCUUUGUCAAAUCCAAUUGAUCCACCAAAUCUUUACCCGGAAUUAGAGAACCUACUCAAUAAUUUACCCUUCGAAAUGCGACCAACGACCAGGAUGAGUACGAUUUUCUCUUCUUUCAGAAGACAUCCAGAAUCACGUACAAAAAGCCUUAACUCCCCGCUUUUCUAUUACACAUUCCAUCCCAAAAUUUCGGUGGAAGGGCAAAUUUGUGACACUGGACCUGCGAGAAGCGCACGGAGAGAUCAACGGUCUAACUGGAUUAACCAGGUGUACCUUGCUUAUGUAGUGAGACAAACUAUGGAAGUGGUGGAUAUAGUGGGAGAAAAGAAGAUUUCACAGGAGGGUUUGAAAAAAUGUACUUAUGUCGAAAAGGAGAAAUAUGGUUUGGGUCAUUUGUUCACACCUGAAGAAGGAAUGAAAAGUUUGGAUGACGCCCUGAGGAGCUGGACAGCGGGUCAGCUGAGAGGAUUCGUUUCGGAUCACUUCCCGGUCAAGUUCCGCCUAUCCACCAAUGGUGCCCUGGUCUCGGAAGCUCCAUAUGACCUUAGACGAGGGGAGGAGAAGAGGGAAAAGACAUCCACACGCAUCUCCGAAGCGAGUGGCAUAAUCGACAUGAAAGGAUGCGGAGGAGAAAACGGUCAACCGGUUUGA
Molecule: messenger RNA, 1761 nt
Organism: Tremella mesenterica DSM 1558
Lineage: Eukaryota; Fungi; Basidiomycota; Tremellomycetes; Tremellales; Tremellaceae
Exons: 5
Coding region: 1-1761 (586 amino acids)
Source: RefSeq, a predicted model, not a curated record